CAAAGGAAGAAACAAAUACAAAACCCUAGCCGUGCCCUCGACACCUCAAUCACAGCCGUCGAUCUGAGAGGGUUAGGGUUUAUAUAUAUAAAGACCUCACUCCUUAUUCUUGAGCCGCUCUCUCUCCUUCUCUUUCUUUCUGUGUCUCUCUACCUCUCUCGUGCUGCUUCAGCUAUGGCCUUCGUCAAAGCACAAAAAUCCAAGGCCUACUUUAAGCGGUUUCAGGUCAAGUUUAAGAGAAGGAGAGAGGGCAAGACUGAUUACCGUGCUAGGAUUAGGUUGAUUAAUCAGGACAAGAACAAGUACAACACCCCGAAGUACCGUUUUGUCGUCAGAUUUACCAACAAAGACAUCAUUGCCCAGGUUGUGUCUGCCAGCAUUGCUGGUGACCAUGUUUUGGCUGCCGCAUAUUCCCAUGAGCUCCCUCAUUAUGGGCUUGAUGUAGGUCUUACAAACUACGCUGCAGCUUACUGUACUGGACUUCUUUUGGCUCGCCGGGUCCUGAAAAUGCUUGAGAUGGAUGAUGAGUAUGAAGGAAAUGUUGAGGCUACUGGAGAGGAUUACUCUGUAGAACCUGCAGAGACCAGGAGGCCAUUCCGUGCUCUUCUAGAUGUUGGUCUUAUCAGGACAACCACUGGAAACCGUGUUUUUGGUGCCCUUAAGGGUGCUUUGGAUGGUGGUUUGGAUAUCCCUCACAGUGACAAGAGAUUUGCUGGCUUUUCAAAAGACAGCAAGCAGCUUGAUGCCGAGGUUCACCGCAAGUAUAUCUAUGGUGGCCACAUCGCAGAUUACAUGAGGACUCUAAUGGAAGAUGAGCCUGAGAAAUACCAGUCUCACUUCUCACUAUACAUCAAGAAAGGUAUUGAGGCUGAUAAUAUCGAGGAGCUGUGCAAGAAAGUGCAUGCCGCUAUCCGUGCUGAUCCUAUAAUUAAGAAGGUUGAAAAGCAGCCUCCUAAGGAGCACAAGAGAUACAAUCUUAAAAAGCUUACUUAUGAGGAGAGGAAGGCCAAGCUUGUUGCGAGAUUGAAUGCCUUCAACUCAGCUGCAGAUGCUGAUGAGGACGAUGAUGACGAGUGAAUGUCUUGAGUUUCUUAAUUUUGUUUAUGCCUUUUUCUGUUAGGACCAUUGCUUGCAUUGUGCAAGCUAAGAUUAAGUUUUUGAGGUUUUGGAUAAUUUUUGUUGUUUGGAGAUGCCAGCUAGAAAUGCAAAAUCUAAAGUUGAGACUUUA
This is a messenger RNA of Humulus lupulus (European hop), 1228 nucleotides long. RefSeq names its product large ribosomal subunit protein uL18. Lineage: Eukaryota; Viridiplantae; Streptophyta; Magnoliopsida; Rosales; Cannabaceae. The record is from RefSeq and is a predicted model, not a curated record. The transcript has 9 exons. Gene Ontology annotation, biological process: translation; ribosomal large subunit assembly. Gene Ontology annotation, molecular function: structural constituent of ribosome; 5S rRNA binding. Gene Ontology annotation, cellular component: cytosolic large ribosomal subunit; ribosome. Bases 175 to 1077 code for a protein of 300 amino acids.